Messenger RNA from Notolabrus celidotus (New Zealand spotty), 8312 nucleotides. It is a transcript of the gene col22a1, whose product is annotated as collagen, type XXII, alpha 1. NCBI's taxonomy places the organism in Eukaryota, Metazoa, Chordata, Actinopteri, Labriformes, Labridae. The transcript is spliced from 65 exons. The coding region runs from base 113 to 4981 and encodes 1622 amino acids. The record is from RefSeq and is a predicted model, not a curated record.
AGACAGAUGCAUGGAGGUGAGGAGAGCUGGUUCAUAAAGCACACCUGCUGCAGACUUGGACAUCUUGAUGGUGGCAAUAAAGUAGUUAAAACAAAGUGAAAGCAAGGCUGAGAUGGAAUUACGACUGGGAUUAAGGAUCACCCUCGUCUUUGUCAUCCUGGUCCUGACUCUUUCCAGUAAGACAGUGGAGGCACAGAGGGCAGGGUGCAAAAACGUCCACUAUGACUUGGCGUUCAUCCUGGACACAUCAUCCAGUGUUGGAAAAGAGAAUUUUGAGAAGAUCCGUCAAUGGGUGGCCAACCUUGUCGAGUCUUUUGAUGUAGCUCCUGAUAAGACAAGAGUUGCAGUGGUGCGCUACAGUGACAGACCCACCACUGAGUUCAACUUGGGUAGACACAGGACCCUGGAGGAUGUGAAGCGAGCUGCCCGUAACAUACGCUACCUGGGGGGAAAUACAAUGACCGGGGAUGCUAUCAGCUACACCACCACCAACAUCUUCACAGAGCGCGCUGGAGCCCGGCCAGCAGCCAGAGGCAUUCAGAAGGUGGCCAUCCUCCUCACAGAUGGUCGAAGCCAGGAUUAUGUUCUUGAGCCGUCUAAAGCAGCUGCCAAAGCCGGGAUCCGGAUGUUUGCCGUGGGUAUCGGGGAGGCUCUGAAGGUGGAGCUGGAGGAGAUCGCAGCCGAGCCAAAGAAUGCUCACGUCUUCCACGUGACCGAUUUUAAUGCCAUUGACAAGAUCAGGGAUCGGUUGAGGAGGAGGCUGUGUGAGAAUGUCCUGUGUCCUAACAUGAAGAUCCAACCUGAUCGCUUUAAGCCCAACAGCACCAGUUAUGGUCUUGAAGAGGUUCCAGGGUUCGACCUGAUGGAGUACUUCAACGUGAGAGAUAUCUUGGGAACCAGAGAUGAUGAUGGCCAAAGUUCUUAUGUUCGUCUGGGCACCAUGCCCAUCGUACAGCAAACAGAAGACGUGUUUCCUCAAGGGCUGCCCGAUGAGUACGCCUUUGUGACAACAUUUAAAUUCAGGAAAACCUCAAGACGAGAGGAUUGGUACCUCUGGCAGGUUUACGACAAAUAUGGUAUCCCACAGGUGUCCAUCCGUCUGGAUGGUGAGAACAAGGCGGUGGAGUACAACGCUGUCGGGCUGACAAAGGACGCUGUCAGAGCUGUGUUCAAGAACCCAGAAGUAGAAAAUCUGUUCGACCGCAGCUGGCACAAGAUCGGUUUGAGCGUGGAGGCCAAGUCUGUGUCUCUGUACCUGGACUGCAAACUCAUCCAGACUCUGCCCAUUGAAGACAGGGAGGACAUUGACAUCCAGGGGAAGACAGUGAUUGGGAAACGGCUGUAUGACAGUGUGCCGAUUGAUUUCGACCUGCAGAGAAUGAUGAUUUACUGCGACUCCAAGCAUGCAGAGCAGGAAACCUGCUGUGAUCUACCCGAGGGACCCUGCCCCAAGAAAGUUGUCACGGAGGCCCCCCCUGUGCAGAUCCCCACUCCCACACCUACUGUUGCGGAGCAGCAGAGAGGACCUCAAGUGAACUGCUCCUGCCCUGGAGGAGAGAAGGGAGAGAUCGGUGCGACCGGUGCAGCGGGUCCUAAGGGUGAAAAGGGCGACGCAGGCCUUAAGGGCGCCGUGGGAGCAGCUGGAAUCAAAGGCGAAAGAGGAGAAAUUGGCAAAGUCAUCUCUGUCAAAGGGGACAGAGGUGAGAAGGGUGAUUCAGGAACAAUAGGGUUGAAAGGUGCUCCUGGACUUAAAGGAGAGAAGGGACUUGCUGGUUUUCCAGGUAUUGAUGGCUUAUCUGGAGACAAAGGAGACAGAGGUGCAGCUGGAGCAGCUGGCCAAGCAGGGCAACCAGGUGCAGCAGGAUUAAAGGGAAUUCAAGGGGAUGCAGGGAUCCAGGGUCUACCAGGUCCAAAAGGAGUUGAUGGGGAAGCUGGUACAAGAGGUGACAAAGGAACUCCUGGAGCUCGGGGUCUGGCAGGUUUGGAUGGAUUUCCUGGCAAACCUGGAGUUCCUGGGAAAGAUGGGUUGAGAGGAAUGGUUGGUGCACCCGGGGCCGGUGGCAUUAAAGGCAUCAAGGGGGAGAGAGGCCUUCCUGGAUUACCUGGGGAUGUGCAUCAUAAAGAAGGCUUACAGGGUGACAAGGGAGAAAGCGGAUUUCCUGGGCCUCCAGGAGCUGAUGGUCCCCCAGGGCCUCCUGGUCCUCCUGGUGCUCAGGGUCUACCCGGGGAACCUGGAGAAUUUGGCCAGAGGGGGAAGAAAGGUGAAGGUGGAUUGCCUGGAGUGGAUGGCCUUCCCGGACCUCCUGGUCCUCAGGGUCCAUCCGGCUCACCAGGAAACCAAGGACACACUGGACCUCCUGGUCUACCUGGAGAAAUAGGAUUCUCCGGCAAACCUGGAGAGUCUGGAAAAUCAGGUCUUCCUGGUAAAGACGGUUUGGAUGGUCUUGCUGGAAAUGACGGUGCCACGGGGCCCAGGGGAGAGCGCGGAACAGAUGGUUUUCCUGGCAAACCUGGACCCAAGGGUGACGAUGGGCCUCCUGGACCAAGAGGACCUCCAGGGGAGAGAGGAGAAGCUGGUUCUCCUGGACAAACUGGUACUGCUGGAGCAAGAGGAGACAGAGGUGUUCCUGGGGAAAGAGGACAGGGUGGACCGUUUGGGCCAAAAGGUGACAAAGGCGACAAGGGGGAAGUCGGAGCGAGGGGACUUCCUGGAGUUCCAGGAAAUGUCGCAAAUGUCAUUCCAGAGCCCGGUGAACCUGGAACUCCUGGAGCUAAAGGAGAGAAGGGGGAUCAGGGGAAACCAGGAGAGAUAGGUCAAAGAGGGUUACCUGGUGAACAAGGCUUUAAGGGACUACCUGGACCAUUGGGUCCAAAAGGAGAAACUGGACUUACAGGAGAGACGGGGCGUGUUGGAGACCCUGGUCCACCUGGUGUCGCUGGUCCUCAAGGUCUUCGUGGAUUACCAGGGAAUGUGGGCAUCCCGGGGAUCAUUGGACCUCCUGGUCCAGCCGGACAGAGAGGAGACAAGGGGGAAACAGGUAAACCAGGACAAGCAGGUCCCUCAGGCCCAGCUGGAGAUCCUGGUUUGACAGGACCUCCUGGACCUCCAGGGAAAGGGAAAGACGGUCAAAGUGGAGAACCAGGAUCGCAGGGGAUACAAGGACCCCCAGGGCCAAAGGGGCAAACAGGGUCACGAGGAGAACCGGGGUUACCAGGGGACCGGGGCUCUGCAGGAGAAGGCAAAGUGGGACCACAGGGGUCUCCAGGAAAUAAUGGAGAACCAGGAUCAGCGGGCUUGAGGGGUCCACCAGGGAUUGCUGGUCCUCAGGGCCCAGCUGGACAUAAUGGUUUGCCCGGGCGGCCAGGAGAGAAGGGAUCGCAAGGAGAGCCUGGAAAAGCAGCAGAUAUCUCUGACCUCAAUCUCAAGGAUGUCUGCUCAGACUGCCCUGCAGGUCCACCUGGAGCACCAGGUCUCCCAGGAAUCCCAGGAGACAAAGGACACCCAGGAACUGCAGGGAAAAGCGGUCAAGAUGGUUUCCAGGGACCGCCGGGACCAGCUGGACCUCAUGGGCCCCCUGGAGCAGACGGUGGAAAGGGUAUUAAAGGUGAUCGAGGACCUGCUGGAGGAGCUGGAGACAAAGGAGACAAGGGUCACCCAGGACCCCCAGGCCACCCCGGUACACCUGGCUUAAUGGGUGCACCUGGUAACGAUGGGCUGCCUGGCCCUGUCGGCCCCCCGGGACCCCCCGGAGAAAAGGGUAAAGAGGGUCUCAAAGGGAUCCAGGGGCCGCCAGGUCUACCCGGCUUAAUAGGUCAGGCUGGGAAAAUUGGAAAAGAUGGCCGACCUGGUGAAACGGGAGAACCUGGCAAACAAGGUGAACUUGGACAACCAGGAAACCCUGGACUACGAGGACUCCCAGGCUUUAAGGGCCACAGAGGAGAACCAGGAGCUCCAGGCUCUAAGGGAGAAGAUGGAAAAUCUGGAACACCUGGGCGUGACGGGAAACCCGGGAAGGAGGGCCCCAACGGACCUCCAGGCCGGGAAGGACUUAUGGGACCGAGAGGAGAGUCAGGCAAACCAGGUGAACCGGGGCCGUCAGGAAAAUCUGGCCUCCCUGGAACUCCAGGUCUCAGGGGAGACAAGGGAGAGGCGGGCAGCCCAGGAUUACCCGGCUUUAGUGGACCUAAAGGCCCUGCGGGUCCUCCUGGUCCAGCUGGUCCAGAGGGGAAACAGGGGAUGACGGGCAGAGCUGGAGAUCGAGGCUUCAAAGGAGAUAAGGGAGAUCACGGUACGAAGGGAGAUAAAGGACAUUCAGGAGAGCCAGGGAUGCCUGGUAACCCUGGAACUCCAGGCAGAAAGGGCCACACAGGUAUGAUGGGUAUGUCAGGACCACCAGGAGAAUUAGGAGCCCCAGGGCCCCAAGGACAAUCAGGAAACCCUGGGAUGCCAGGACAAAGGGGAGAGUCAGUAUCACUGGAGCAGAUGAGACGGCUCAUCCAGGAGGAGCUGGCUAAACAGUUAGAUGCCAAAAUGGCUUACCUCAUGGCCCAGUUCCAGCCGGCUCACGUGAAGAGCACAGCGGGUCGCCCAGGACCUCCAGGGCCUCCUGGUAAAGACGGCAACAGUGGACGCCCUGGCCCUCCUGGAGAGCCUGGUAUGCCUGGACAAGGUGGAGGAGAAGGACCAAGAGGACCCUUGGGCCCUAAAGGUGAAAAGGGAGGUAAGGGAGAAAAGGGAGACCCAGGCAUCGGGGACAGAGGAGAGCAAGGACCCUCUGGACCAAUCGGCCCAGCUGGUCUACCUGGUUACGGUAAAGACGGGAGCCCAGGACAAGCCGGAGCUCAGGGAGAGGCAGGAAACCCUGGCCCCCAUGGUCAGCCCGGACCUCCAGGUCCUCCUGGCCAGUGUGACCCCAGCCAGUGUGCCUACUAUGCCAGUCUGGCACAAAGACCCCACACCAAAAACGUCAAGGGGACUUAAGGAAGAAGAGACACGCAGAGCUUGAAGUCCAGCAGUAUUUAUGAACUCGGUUGUGUCAGUCUGAAUCAUGAACUUUUUACUUUUCAAGAUAACCUCAGUAAGGAGGGUUGAAGCAAUGUGCUGCCGGUCAGAUUUGUUGUUGUUUGUUUUUGGUAUGAAGUUUGGGAUGAUCCGGAGUAAGCAUGGAGGGACUUUAUCAGAGUUAAUAAGGGGUAAAGAGGGCAGCUAAACCGUUUUUUUCUCUUCACUUGCAUGCUUCCUGUAAAGUAAGUUAAGGGAGAUCGCAAGCAGGAUGUAAUUCCCCACUCCUAAACCCCGCCUGUGGGAGUAAAGAUUUGGGAGUCUGAUAUUCUAUCACUUCAUCAAUAAUUAUCCAAAAUUCAAGCCGGGCGUUUCUCGCAGGAACUUGUUCGCAUCAGUCUUUUAUCUCCUGCUUCACUAUUUUGCAUCCAUUACCUUUCACAGCCCACACAGCCCCACGCACAACAUUACACGUCAGUCACUGCUCACUACAUUGAUUCCUCCACCAGUCUUUUGGUAAUUACUCAGUCAAAGCAACUAUCUGUUUUAUUGUCAUUGAUGGGAACGUGGGGUACUGACGGUGUGAGCACAAUCUCAAAUACCAAUAGUGAUUUUGUGUAGGAGGAGUGUUAAUGAGUUAGUGUGGGGAGUGAUGAAUGGCCACAUUUGUGCAUUUUGUGCUUCCAAGCUGGAGGCAGUGUUUGCAGCUCUGUGUUGUGUCGCACCGGCAUCUCAAAAAACAGGCCAAAAAAUAAAAAACAUGUUAGAAAAAUCCCCUCAAAACAACUUUAACAAACUUUUUCAUAUUUGUGAUCAUGUCGGGUUUAUUUAGGCCGAAAAUUCUAUUUGUUUCAGGGAGUAAACUGGAUGCAGUAAAAUUAUUCACACAUUAGAGCUUUGGCGAGGUUGCUCCACGCCUCAGGUGAGGUUACAAUUCAAAAAUUACUUUGCUGUCAAGUGUCAUUUAAAAGUGAAUAUCUCAUUUAGCUUCACCAAAAAGGUAUCCAGGAGUCAAAACAUGACGUGUAUGCAGAAAUUUUGGACACUGUAACGACUCCUUCACACUCACACCCGAGGCCUCUUCACUCUGAGAGGUGGCAGGAAGAAAUGUCACUAUUACAUUUGUACUUUCAUGUUUUAAUGAAGUGGCUCUGGUCCUUCUCCCGUUGAGGUAUGCAUAGACUUAGCAGUAAACAGCUUUAAGGAGGUGGUAUAAUUGCCGCCUUUGUUCACCUCUCUUGAAAAGCCGCUUGUUUCACGCUGCUUUCUCUAAAUGUGUCACUUCCUUUCUGUUCGCUGAGGCUUAUUAAGUGCCCACGCUGUGGCAGUGCCCGGGCAGCUCAGCGCUGCUUUGAAAAGACAUUGCUUUUCUUAUUUGUCCCCUGGAACCUUAAAUUGGAGCGCUGCUUCCCUGCAUCCUGAUGACCCGAGCAUUGUGGACACCAUUUGGAAAGACGUUUUGCCUUUCGUCCCUCAUGGACCAAUUAAAACUCUCCCCAGCCUCAGACUUACUGGUCAUCUAGACCCUGUUAAAUGGCCCUCCACAAACGGAACCACUUUGUCUUCCUUUCAAAAACAUGAAGAAAACUUCAGCAAACAGAGGGACAAAAGGAAAGUUGGAUUGCAAACGGAGACAUAGAAAUCUCAUGUGAACUUGCCAGGACAUGAUAUACGACCUGUGGCUACAGAUCUAAAACAUUGCCACUCAUAGAUAACACCACCAGCUCAGGGUCCUUAGUUAAAUGAUCAUCUUUGAAGACUGGGACAUUGUGCCUCUGAUAUGACCUGGAGAUGUUGGUGAAGCAGACAUGCGUCUUCUUGGAUGCUCUGAAGGCAGCAGACUUUUCAAUCAAUCAAUCAAUCAAUCAAUCAAUCAAUCAAUCAAUCAAUCAAUCAAUCAACCAAUCAAUCAACCAAUCAAUCAACCAAUCAAUCAAUCAAUCAAUCAAUCAAUCAAUCAAUCAAUCAAUCAAUCAAUCAAUCAAUCAAUCAAUCUUUGCAUAGCCCAAAAUCAAAACAAAUGUUAUCUCAGGAUGCUUUUACAAACAGAGCAGGUCUAGAGCACUCUAUGUUAAAUUAUGAACAGAGACCCAACACCAAGACAGGAUAAGACUCAGUCUGACCCCACCUUAAUCCACCAUGAGCAUUACACCUCGCAGUAUUUAACUAGUUACAGUGGAGAGGACAAACUUCCUUUAACAGGCAGAAACCUCCAGCAGAACCAGACCCAUGUUAGACAGACAUCUGCCUCGACCAAGUUGGGUCUGGAAAGAGGGAUAGAGGAGAAUAAGAGAGAGAGGGAGCGGUGAUAGUGAUGAGACGAGCAGUAGUAGCUGUUGCCGCAGGAGCCCAGCACGUCCGUAUCAGCUGGAGUCUGGAACGUCCACAGCUUUCUUUUUGAAAGAAAUGAUCACCAAACUGUUCAUAUGCAAGAAAACACGCCCUUAGUUUCACACCAUGAGUGGCUAAAGCUCCAAAGUUACAAGUAUCCACACAGAUAUUGAUAACGCUGUUCAGUAGAGUAAUUUUUAAAGGAACAUACGCCAUGUAGCAGCAGAGCUGUGGUCCCAAAAUAGAAAAUAUGUUACUGGCAAUGACUCAUUGACUGUUUGAAAGUAGCAAGCAAGCUAGGCUACGUCUCUGCCUCUCCCUGUCACAUCAUUCGUCCAACAACACUGUUCAUGGUACCGUACCAGACAUAUUCCUGUACCGUCCUAGCAGCUCUGCCUCUGAGUAACGUUCAUAUCAGUGAAACUUAAUGAAGUGUUUGCAGCUUUGGUUCGAUCUGUCUCCCUUCUUUAAACAGCUUUUUAAUGCCAUGAAGUUUAACUUUAAAGUCAGAUCAAUGUUGCUCCAUAACGUGUGAUUGGUAUAAAUAAUCUGCCCUAUCAGUAUUGCCAUGCUGACUCCUCGUCAGUGAUUUAUUAGUGAAUGCUUAAACUGUGUCAGUAUUGCUCUUUCUUGGUUUGUAAAUACGUUUUACAGUCACCAGUGGACUAAGUGUUACAGCUUGGGAUGGUUAGUUGCUCCAAACAGCUUGUUUUUCUGCAUACAACACAAAGACGUGUCGUUAUUGGAUUGAGUUAAUUUUGCAAAAUAAAAUAUCUUUUAAGUUAUAACGCUAAAUUAUUCAAGAUUUGAACAAAUACAAAUGUGUGUCAGUGCCUUAAAUCACAUUUAUUAACCUGUUUUCCCGACCUUUUUCUAAUGAACUGGUGCUAAAGUAUUUUAAAUAAGUAACAUGUAGGUAUGGGAAAGACACAUGUACUGUACUGUAUAAUAAAGACUGGAAUGGAUUCAUUUUAUAAAA